AUGCUGACGGACCACUUCCAAGAUGUGGCCGUCAUGGCCGACCACUUGAUGCGGUGGUCAGCCAAGAAUCUCAACUCGAACAAUACUGUCGGCAUCUUGAUUCUGCAGGUUGUCCUUGCUGCUGUGGUCAUCGACUACGGUCGUAUGCUCUACCUACGCUUCAAGAUGCCGCCCGGCCCAUUCCCGCUGCCCAUCAUCGCUCUCCAAAAGCACAACUCUCCCGUCAUCACCUUCUGGAUUGGCCGCAGCGCCACCGUCUGGAUCAACGAUGCCUGGUCCGCCUCCGAGAUUCUCGAUAAGCGCGCGGGGCUCUAUUCGUCCCGCCCUCGCAUGGUGGUCUUUGCCGAGCUCGGCGCUGGUCAGGCCAACCUUGUCAACAUGUAUACCUGGACCCAGGAGCAGCGUGACAAAUGGCGUGCCCACCGCAAGCUGAUCCACCACGGUGUCGGCGUGCAGUCCGUCCGAAAGUACCGGUCCUUCCAGAACGACGAGAGCCGCAUCGUUGCCCUGGAUCUCCUCUCCAAACCCGCCGACUACGUCAAGUCCUUUGAGCGCUACGCCACCAGCGUGGUGUCCAUUAUCGGAUUCGGCAGGCGCGUCGCGAGCUGGGAUGACCCCAUUAUCACCGAGGUGAUUGCAACCAUGCACUUGGCUGCCGAUCUCAACGUUCCCGGCAAGAGUUUCCCCAUGCUCAUGGAAACCUUCCCUUGGCUGUCCAAAUUCCCCGACGCCAUUGCGCCCUGGAAGUGUGGCCUCGGCAAGAAGCGUGGCUUCCACUUCUUUUACGCUCUUGCGGAUGAGGCGAAUAAGAAGGCGGGCCAUGAGGGCUCUUUCGUCAAGUACCUCUUUUCCGAGCGAGAGAAAUACCAGCUCAAGGAGGAGGAGAUUUCCAGCUUGACGGGGAAUCUGUUUGGGGCCGGUAGCGACACCAGCAGCAGUACUCUCAUCACCUUUGUUCUUGCCUGCUGCGCCUUCCCCGAGACGCUCAUUCCGGCGUGGGAGGAGCUUGACCGGGUCGUCGGUCCUGACAGAAGCCCAAACUUUGACGACGAGGCCAACCUGCCUUAUAUCCGUGCCUUUGUCAAGGAGGUCUUCCGCUGGCGCUCCGUCGCAAUCAUCGGCGGCCAACCCCAUGCCCCAACCGAGGAUGACUAUUACAACGGCUACCUCAUCCCCAAGGGUACCUGGACGCAGGGCAAUGUGUGGGCCAUUCAUCACAACGAGCGUGAUUUCCCCGAGCCGGACCGCUUCAACCCCAACCGGUUCUUCAAGGAAGACUCAUCCCACAGGCCGUUCCCCACGGACCGCGGGUACAUGACGUUCGGCUGGGGGCGGCGCGUCUGCUCGGGCCAGGUUCUAGCAGAGCAGGGCACCUAUAUCACCAUCGCCAGGCUUUUGUGGGGUUUCAAGAUCGCCAAGAAGACGAGGCCCAACGGAACUGUGGAGGAGGUUGAUAUCAACGCCUACACCAACGGCCUCAACAUGAGACCGGUGCCUUUUGAGUGCGAUAUUACACCUCGGUCGGCUCAGAUCGCGGCUACGAUGAAGCGCGAAGGUGAACAGGCGCUUGCCGACCUCGAUCAGUACAAGGGCGAAUCUGAAUACCGCAUGUCAACAUUUUAUUCCCGAAACGAUAGGGCGAUGAACAAGUACGGCAACGAUGAGGAGGUCACGGCCGAAUAA
Messenger RNA from Parascedosporium putredinis, 1683 nucleotides. NCBI's taxonomy places the organism in Eukaryota, Fungi, Ascomycota, Sordariomycetes, Microascales, Microascaceae. The record is from the annotation of a GenBank genome assembly.